Aricia agestis (brown argus) is the source of this 3987-nucleotide messenger RNA. Its product is annotated as leucine-rich repeat and immunoglobulin-like domain-containing nogo receptor-interacting protein 3. The transcript has 5 exons. The record is from RefSeq and is a predicted model, not a curated record. Gene Ontology annotation, molecular function: protein binding. The coding region runs from base 407 to 3154 and encodes 915 amino acids. Lineage: Eukaryota; Metazoa; Arthropoda; Insecta; Lepidoptera; Lycaenidae.
CCAUUUAUUUCUUUCUAGUGGUCGACUUCAACGUAGUGACACUGUUUUAUAUUUCGCGAGAGCUACGACGUUUUUAGUGUAAAAAUUUCAUGAUAAGUUCCAAAGAUAUAUUUUAGUGCCAUCGAACGUUAUCAGUGGAUGUAGUAAAUAAGAAUCUAUGUGCGUGAUGUGUAGAAUGUGACGUGUAACUGUGUAAGAACCCAAGUAUGUCUGGCGUAUUCACAUCUGUUAUCAUCACGAAAUAACUUGAAUUAUGCAAGUUGGAUUGAGAUAUGGACGAAAAUUAGGUAAAUUCAAUGUAAAAAGUUGGUGCACAUGAAUGAAAUGUUUUGAAUGAAUACAUUGUCGAAUAUUAGCCAUAUUCGACAACCUGUAAAGUCAAUGAGACUAUGAGUGUUGUCAAAUAAUGCAGUGGCUGCACAAAAUAUUGACGCUGGCAGUAAUUUGCACAGCAGUGAUUCGUGCAGAAGAAUGUCCAUCUACUUGCGUUUGCACGAAGACAAGUUUAAGAUGCUCCAACACCCCAGUUCCCGGUGACAAGCUCACAAAAUCAACCCUCAACAAGUAUGGAGUUGAGCUGGAAGAAAUCAUUUGGGUAGACUCCAAUAUUACUACCAUAGAAAAUGCAUUUGACGGGCUAAACAAAAUUAAAUACAUCGACCUGAGCAGAAACGAAAUACUAAGGACUGAGCAUGGGCUGUUUGCGAGACUGACUGAUUUAAAAUUUAUAAAUAUCUCGAGAAAUAAAAUCGAAGAUUUACCUAGGUUUACAUUCGCAGAUUUGGUAAACGUGGAAUAUCUAGAUAUUUCAUACAACAAUCUGCAAGCGAUACCAUUCCAGGUCUUCGGACAGAUGACGAGUUUGCAGCAUUUGGAUAUAUCAUACAAUAAACUAGCGACAUUCUUAGAUUACUAUUUUCAACCAAAUCGCCAACUGAAAAAACUGUUCCUAAAUAAUAAUAGCCUAGUCAAAAUUACAUCUAAUGCUCUAGUCAACUUGAAGGAAUUGGAAGUUUUGGAUAUAUCUAGCAACAAACUAGACAAUAUACCUAAAUCUAUAUUUGAUAACCUAGAAGAGUUAAGAGAACUUAAUUUAAGUUACAAUAAUUUUCUGAACAUAUCACAAGAUGCUCUUAAAAAUCUCAGUAAAUUAAAAUGGCUGAAUAUGGGUGGGAAUAGACUGAAAGUUAUGCCCUCGCUGCUCUUCCAAUAUAACGAAUAUUUAGAAACUAUCUACCUCGAUCACACAGACAUAGCAGUAAUACAAAAUACUAACUUUAAAGGCUUAAAGAAUUUGAAGCAACUCUUUAUUAGAAGUAACGAGUGGUUAAAAGAAAUAGAGCCAUUUGUUUUUCAAGACGUUCCGACCAUAACUCAUUUAGAUAUAAGCUCGAAUGCGCUUACGUUUCUGCCGCUAUCACUGAAUAUGCUAACUCAAUUAGAGGAGCUACGAAUACACGGAAAUCCUUGGGCUUGCGAUUGCAGAAUGGCGUGGUUCGGAAACUGGAUCGAGAAAAGGAAAGAUAUAGUGAAAACUGAUCUGAGCUGCAGACUGGCCUACCCGAAUGACAUGCUAGCAAUUUUAAACAAUACAAACUGCAAACCACCUAAUCUCGUAUACAGCAGUCCAUUAUCAUUACACCGACUUCAAACGGAUGCUCUCUUGCAAUGCAAAUUCGAAGGUAACCCAGCACCUUCUAUCACUUGGGUAACGCCUACGCGCGAUGUCUAUCAUUGGAACCCCAACGAGCCCGAGCCUGACAUAUUCCACAAGCACGGCAUCGCCCACGACCAGUAUUACCGUGCCAUCGAUUACGCCAAUUCGAGGGUGAAAAUUCGCGACGAUGGUUCUUUAAUAGUAACCGAUAUCCACAGGGAAGACUGUGGGACGUACAUAUGUUUUGCAUCGAAUCCUACUGCUAACGCUACCGUGGAGGUAGUCCUCAACAUAGAUCCCAUGACCAUGUUUGAAAUUAAGAUGUACAGUUUGCUGUUUGGUGCUCUUUGUGCGAUUGGUUUUCUUGGUCUAACAUUAGCAGUGCAAGCAUUGCGGUACAUAUUUUACAGGUUUCGACUUUUGGAAACUUGUUGUAGUUGUUGUACAUGCGUCAAUCGCGAUGCGCCCCGAACGCGUCAAAUAUACAGUAUGUUAGAUAACAUCGAACAAUACAAACGACAGCAAUUAGAGAAAUUACGAGAAAACUAUGCAGUUCAAGUUCAUCGAAUAAAAGAGAAUUGCACGCAGCAAAUGGAGUGGAUACAAAGCAGCUACUCAUCACAAGCGACUCACUUGCGCAACAUAAGAGAUAUAGGAACGAAUCAUUUGACCGCCAUGAAAGAUCAGUAUUAUGACCAGGUGAAACGCGUCCGCGAUUACUCCACGUGCCAGCUAAAUUGGGUUCGGGAAAAUUACGUUUUCCAACGAAACAAGAUCAGAAAAUUCAGUGCACAUCAAAUACUGCGACUUCGGGAAUCGUACAAGUACCAGCAGCAGACUCUGAACAAGGUGUUAGAAAACUUGCCGAGCUUCUACUUCGAGAACUGUCGCAGCGGAUCCUGCGGAAGGAGCGACUCCAUGGCUUUCGACCCCGACGUGGAGGUCAUCGACAUGUACCUGAAAACUAAAAUCGAAAAGCUGGCCAAACUGCCGAGCCCUAUAUUAGACGACGAGAGCAGGGUGUCCGUUUACUACACGCCGACGGAGAGAUCUAUCGACUCUCGUAAAAACUCCAUGUCGAUACCGGAGGGGAUCCACAUCAACAUGAUAGAGAGGGCGCCGCCCGCGCCACCCCGCCUGCUCGCUAUGAUCAAGCCUCUCCCGGCGCCCCCGCCAACCGAGUCCACCUCCGGCAUCCAGACCCCCUCUAGAAGCUCCGCGCACACCUCGAAACAGAAGUACCCGGACGACGCCAAGCCCUCCAGUGAGCCGCUGCUGGGUCACCACGACGUAUUCAGAGAGGCCAGGAAGCGAAAGACCAUGGCUGCGAGUUUGAGUUCACCGGAACUCGGCGUGCUGGAGAAGGAGCCCGGGAAGGAGCAGUCGCGGGUGCUGCUGGCGGUGGAGUUCACCAAGCCGGAGUGUCAGGUGCGGCACGCGGCCGGCCAGCUGGUGUGCGGGGAGUGUGCGAAACUGUGCGAGAACACGCCCUUGUAGUAUAGGCUUCUCACGCGUGUGUUUAAAAUCUACGCGUUGAAGUCCCAAUCAGGUCAGUGUUCUCAAGACAUACAACUCUGUGAUUAUAGCAAAUCGCCAUCUUAUGUAUGACUUAUCUUGCCCGGGAAUGCCAGAUGAUUCGUGUUUAAAUCGGUCCAUUACUAGAGCGAGCGAUGUUGUAUAGUAAAAUUAAAUUAUUUUCAAAAAAUAUAGUAUCUGGCUAUCCUACUCUAUCCUAAUAGUGAGGGCAGCUGAUGCACAUCGUGGGACUCUGGGUGAUGAGUAAUGCUUGUACUUCUAAGUAAGCUGUGAUAGAUUAGAUUUGAAUAACGUACUUUUAGAGCGAAUUUCAUUUCAUGUAGUGUUAAGUGAAGAGCGGGUCGCGUUCUGGGUGGGUUUCGUGGAAUUCGUGGGUGUUAAAAAUCAUGUAAAUACAUCAACGGUUUAUUUGAAUCAUUUUCAAAUUUUGAUGGUACUUUAGAGUAAACUAGUAGAGUAGAGCAUAAUGCAUUUCAUAUGUUCAAAAAUGAAGUUAAAUGUGGCGAGGAAAUUGUUACUUGUUGUAAUUAUUGCGAGGUUGAUGUACAUUGGUAUAUCGUAUAAGCAUACAUCAUGCGUCCACGAUCGUAGGUAAAUAACACUAACUAUCCCUGGUGACUUUAUAUGUGGUAUAUGUUUAUAUAUCAUUUUAUUUUCUAUUUUGUAUACAUUGAUCAGAUGAGUCUAGCAGUGAUAUGCCAAAUACUACAAAACCAGCAAUGAUUAAUAAUUAUUAUUGUAUAACUUUUCUUAAUAUAUACAAAUAUUGUUGACAAUUUUCUAAAUAUUAUAAA